This is a messenger RNA of Notolabrus celidotus (New Zealand spotty), 5023 nucleotides long. It is a transcript of the gene nrg3b, whose product is annotated as neuregulin 3b. Gene Ontology annotation, biological process: intracellular signal transduction; animal organ development; nervous system development. The transcript has 15 exons. Gene Ontology annotation, molecular function: chemorepellent activity. Lineage: Eukaryota; Metazoa; Chordata; Actinopteri; Labriformes; Labridae. Bases 2230 to 4542 code for a protein of 770 amino acids. The record is from RefSeq and is a predicted model, not a curated record.
AUUUUGACGCCAGGAAGAAGACGCUUAACUACCUGCGUCAAACCAACCUCUGUAAAAACCCCAAAACAUGUCACAGUGUUCAUGACUGAGAGUGGAUAUUUUCUGACCAACCCGCAGUUCAUACACUGCUGUAAAAAUAUUUGAAGCCACUGUUUACGUGAACACACUUACAACCAGUCGUUUUACUCACCUGGCCACGUGUGAGACCCAUAGCUUUGGGUCAAACUUUCGGACCAAACAUGUGGACGAGUGUAGUGAAACUCCCUCCACAGCUGCUCCUCUUCAGCAAGCACAUCCAACAUGAGAUGCACCCUCACAUCAAAGUUGUAGCCGAGUACUGCUCUGGGUUAUAUCAGACAGCCAGAGUUCAACCAAGAUGUUGCUGUUGGGGCCCUUGGAUAGCUCCUAAAGCUGCCACGAGCAAGAGAGAGAGCUGAGGUGGUCAUACAGGAGGCGAUAAGAGAGCUAGUGCAGCUAAUUAAAUCAAAGCAGUGGAACAAAGAGUUUUUCAGGGAAGGACACAGCCCGAAGACACAGGAGUGAUAUUUAAUAGAACCAUUUCAACAACAACAAGCUAUAAACUGCAAGAUGUGACACGGCAACAAACAACCCCCAAGUGUCAAAUAAGAUGCUUACAAGGGCCCGGACUUCGUGGAAGGAAAUAAGAUCAGCAUUGAAGUUAAUACCUAGGACCAGGCCCUGCAAAGAAACCAACACUGCAUUCUUACCUAGAAGUCAGGGAGUCAGCACCUCCACCCGUGGAGUCUUGGGAGGAAUAGAGAUGGGGCAGUCACUGUAGUCGUCACUUCAGAGUAUUGAGGGCGGCGGUGAACCAGAGGAGAGAGCGCCGGAUGGGUUAGGAGCCGUGAAACCCACAUCACUCACCGCGGAUUGAGCAAGCGUCCUCCCCUCCCUCCUCCUCAUCCUCCUCUUCACCUCCCUCCAUCCUCUCUUCCUCUCUCUCUCUCUCUCUCUCUCUCCCUCUCUCUCUGUCUGCAGCCUCCAAGAACAGCCGCCGCAUCAUUUUUUUCAGAGCAGCAGCAGCCCCCUCCCUCCUUCCUUCCCUCCAUCCUCUCUCUUUGCUGCUUGCACCACUGUGGGAAUGCAGCGAAGGUAAACGAAUCGUAAAUGCUUCUUCUUUUCCCCCCUCUCCCGGAUUUAUCCUCUAACAGUGUCGGACUACAAGCAGACAGCCCCGGAGACACACCGCUGUCACUCCGGGAGAAUCAGACUGGGGUGGUCGGCGUGAGGGAUUGGACCCGGAUCACUUGGAUUUAGCCCGCUAUCCCGGAUACCACCCCCGACUCAUUGGCAGAUCACAUCAGAUUUCUUCUGCCCUGUCUCGGAACAGUUUCGGUGGCUUUCCCCCCUCUGGAUUACCGGCAGCUGGAGCAACCAUAAGGUUGGCCGGGCACGCCAAACUGGGCGCUAUUACAGGCAAACUUGAAGUAGACACCUGCAAGAGAGAAGGGAGAGCUCCCUGGUGCAUGCAAAAGAGGUAAAAAAUAACUCAAAUGAAGCCUAAAGGAAUUCAGGAACAGUCGUGGUUUGUGUUUUAAGGACCUUAUGCGGCCGAAAAUCAGCCAAAUGAGAGUGGAGAGGGGUGCUGCCGUAGCCUGGAUUGUUGAUGUACGCACGCACGCACACACAUGGAUUUACAGCUCCAGCCUGAAGCGGAUCGAUAUCCUUCUCGGUUUUUUUAACGUCGGCUUUUUUAACAAGGGAGUGAAGCAUCCUGGGAUUUAUCACCGCUUCGUUAGCGCUGAACUACAGUGAGGCGCCCCCUCGCUUCGCUCUCUCACCUGUCCAUAACCUGUGUGCUGGUGUGGAAGUGUGUAGACUUUAGUGCAUAUUUGUGUGUGUGUCUGUGUGUGUGUGUUUGUGAGCGUCUCUGUGUCUGUGUGUGUGUGUGUGUGUGUGUGUGUGUGUGCGUUUGGUGUGUUGUCCGCCAGAGGGAGUGUGGGUUAUAUUGCUUGUGAAUGCUUUUGAGAACAGUGCCAGUAUUUAAUUAGCUGUACGUGAGUCUGAGUGAUUGCGUCUGCUCGGUGAUUGUGUUUAUACUUCAUGUUCGUGCACGUAGAUGUUUAAAUGCUAGGUAUUGCGUGGGCACUUCCUUAAGAUGCCCAGCACUUCUUCCACACCAUGCCCCCUUUCUUGUACAUGCCUGAGUAAUAUUUGGCCCCCAGUCUGACCCUUGAAACACCCCGAGACAAAAAAAAAGCUGUCAGGAUGAGUGACCGCUCAGGUGCUACCCCUCUAGCACCCAUGACGCUAGAGGAACCAGGGGCUGAACAAGCAUCUCCCAGAGCCCCAGGCCCUUUGCGCUGUGGCCCCUGCGCUGUGUGGCCGCGCCAGCAGACUUGGCUGUGUGCAGUACCCCUAGUGAUGGGCUUUGUAGGACUGGGACUUAGUCUCAUGCUGCUGAAAUGGAUUGUGGUGGGUUCAGUCCAAGACUAUGUCCCCACUGAUUUGGUGGAUCCUAAAGGUAGCAUCGGACAGGACCCUAUAUUCCUCUCCAAACCCAGUGCCAUGCCCAAGGGGCCCGACAUUCCUACCGCCACCACGACUUCAGCUGCCUCCACCACAGCCAUGGUGUCCACUACCACACCACUAGCUGCGGAUGGUACCGCCCCUGCACCGAGAACUCGAUCGGGUCCACCAGCGAACCACUCAGCCAAUGGAAGCUCUGCCAAUGGAGAUGGAAACCGCGCACCACACCUUCACAACCGUGUUGGCACCCGCAUUACUGGGACUGUGGUGACCACCUCCACUACCACUCGCGCCACCAGACUCACCCCACCACCUAGUGUUAAAGAGGUCACCCCUCGCAGCACUGUCAGGAAAGGAGGCAGCGCCAGUAAUGGACGUAAUGGAGCUGCCAACUCAAAGCCAGGACAGACUUCUUCUUCCUUCACCACCACAGCCUCCACCACGACUACUACGGCUACUGUGAAGAUCACCGUCAAGGUGCAGCCCACCCCCUCCCAGCCGGCAGUCCCGGUCAAGCCUACAUCACGCUGGAAUCACGCUCGACCAGGCAACAAGGGCCCGGCCACACGCCCACACCACCGCUUCCGAACACCUAUGGCCCCAACUCUUCCCAGUCUACGAUCAGAGGUCUUCAAGCCGUGUGUGGAAGACAAGGACCUGGCCUUUUGUCUAAAUGAGGGAGAGUGCUCCAUCAUUGAAACCGUUGCUGGGGUUCACAGACACUGCAGGUGUAAAGAGGGCUACCAUGGACUCCGCUGUGACCAGUUUGUACCCAAGACAGAUGCUAUCCUGUCAGACCCAACGGAUGAACUUGGGAUCGAGUUCAUGGAGAGCGGCGACACCUACCAGAGGCAGGUGCUGUCCAUCUUCAGCAUCGCCUCAGGGAUUUGUCUGCUCGGAGUGGCAUGUAUGGCUCUCUACCGCCGCAACAAACGACACCGGGAAAAACUCCAGGCUCAUUUCUCAGAUAGCCGCAGCCUGAGGGACUGCAGUGUCAACGCCUCCGGCCUCAUGUCCAAAUCUCAGAAUCCCAGACUUCAAUACAGCCUUCAACUCCAAAAGAGCUGCAGCUCUCAUGGAUCCUCUCUUAAGGGCAGCAGCGUGGCACCAGGCACAUCAACAGCCGCCCCACCUAUUCUCAGCAGAGCGCUGUCUAAAGGGAAACGCUUCAGGAGCAGUUCCCUUUCACUCAGCCCUGCCCAACAACGUAGGGAGACUAACUACUUUAGGACCCCACCUGUCUCCAGAGGCAAACACAAAAUUACAACAAAUCUCAUCGAUGGAUCCAGAGCUGGCAGCCGCGUCUACAAACACUUGCAGGAGGAUGAGUCAGCCGACAUAGAGUCCAUAAGAAGGUGUGAUUCGGCCAGUGGGAGAGUAGGCGCCCUCCUCAGCAGGACUUCGCUCUCUUACUUCGCAGCCAGAAAAGGAUGGACCGAGGUCCCCUGCACCCGCUUGGAUAAAGGAACAGCCUUCCUCCCACCCUCCCUGCGCACCCGCUCUGUGCCCAUCAUCCCGUCGCUCCAAGCAUGCGACCUUGAGGCUGGAAAUGCGGACGCGAGCAACCAGAACCAAGGCAGGCUCCACAAGUGGCACGCCGAGCUGCCUGCGAAGACAGCUGUGUUAGCUGUUAGCAAUUCUCCCUCACCCACCUGUGAGACGGUUGUGCUAGCUUCCGACAGCGCCUUUACGCUGGGGUCAGAGAAGAAUCUCACACACUGCUCCUUUGAAAUUACAGUAGAACUCACACAAGAAUUAAAACAGAGAAGCCUGUCCAUCCCUGUGAAAAUGUCUGGGUCUCAUGGCGAGAUCCCCCGUGGUGGCACAAACACUCCCGAGGCUUGGGAAGGGAAAAGUGUUCAGAAUCCAGCCAGAGUUCUGCACACAGGCGUCGGGAGCAGAGGUUUGAAGGCAGCAGGCCAAAGAGAAGCACAGGGACAGUGCCAAGGUCAGACAUCCCUUGUGUUCGGAGGCGCAAACUGCUCCUUGGCCACCAAAGGACCCAGCUGCAGAGGAACGGGAAACGCUUAUGCCAAGCCGUCUGCAAGCUGAUUGGAUUAACUGUGUAAAGCUUCAAAGACACUGUUUCCAAUAACUGUAUACCUUCGCUGGAUGGUUUAGCAGGUGGAACCAUCUGGGCGGCCACACGGACCAAUAACAGAUGGCAGUCGAUUUUUUUUUUCGAAGGAAACACGAACAGAUUGAACUGCAGAGGAAAAAAAAUAUUGACACAGCAAAGAACGUCCAAUUAUAAUGAUAAAGAGACAAAACAAACACACAUUGUGAAUAAAUGUGACUCAAUAAGGAAAAACAAAAAAUGUGACUGGAGUGGGAGCUUGACUUAAACAGUGUAUUGAAAAAAAUAGCACUAUUUAAAAGGAGCUUCUACUUAGGAACCAAAAUAGUGUGUCAUCUCUAUGUUGUUUCUCUAUUGUAAAGAAAUGAAAUUAUAUAUGUCAUAUAAUAUAUGUCAUAUAGACGUAUAUAUUUGACUACAAUUGUGACAAAAUAAAGACUAAGAUAACAGUGUUAA